AUUGAAUUGGAAAGCCCUGAAUUUUAAUUUUUUUUCGGUUUAUGUCUUGUUUGCAAUAUUGUUGCUGUAAUAAAAGAGAAUUUAUAUCUUAACAUUUAGACUGAAGGGAAAUGGAUCACAUAGGUGAAUCUUUGCAAAUAAUUCGAGUAACGACGGACGAAAACGAUGGAGUGAUAAGUCAUGGACUUGAGCUAAAUGAAGAGAAUCUGGCAAAAAUUCUGAUGCACCCAGAUGUUAAGGAUAAUCCUGUGGUUAUCGUGUCCGUGGCUGGGGCCUUCAGAAAGGGAAAAUCAUUUCUAAUGGGAUUUUUCCUGCAGUUUUUUCAGACUGAAUCUGAAGACUAUGAAUGGCUACAUGAUGAAGACGUGAUCGAAGGAUUUGAGUGGAGAGGUGGUUCAGAAAGAGUAACGUCUGGAAUUCAUAUUUGGAGCAAACCUUUUAUUCGAGAAAACAAAUGUGGAGAAAAGGUUGCAAUUUUAUUAAUGGACACGCAAGGAGUUUUUGACAGCGAAUCCACAGUAAAAGACUGUGCCAGUGUGUUUGCUCUCAGCAAUCUGAUCAGCUCGGUGCAGAUUUAUAACCUAAUGCAACAGCUACAAGAAAACGACCUGCAGCAUUUCGAGUUUUUCUCUGAGUUCGGAAGACUUGCAGUUGAAACAUCAGGAGAAACACUGGCCACCAGAUCACGGCUGAUAUUUCUCAUCCGUGAUUGGGGAGUUCCAUAUGAAUAUCCGUACGGAAAAGAUGGAGGGAGCGCAUACAUAGCAAAGAAACUUAAAGUACAUCAAAGUCAACACGAAGAACAUCAGCGACUUCGCAGAAAUUUGGAUGCAUGUUUCCCAGACAUUGGAGGGUUUCUUUUACCUCAUCCUGGCAAAGUUGUUGUUACAAGCAAAACUUUUAAUGGAAAGGUGAAAGAUAUCGAUGAGGAAUUCAUUCAGUAUGUAAAGGAAUUUGUUCCUUAUAUUGUGUCGAGGGAAAAACUGGUUACAAAGCGGAUCAAUAGCACUGACGUAAAAGGAGAAGACUUGUUAAACUAUAUCAAAGCAUAUGUCCACUCCCUGAAAAAUGAAGAGCUUCCAAGUCCACAGACGACUUUUGAGGCUACAGCAGCAGUGGGAAGACGAUUAGCCGUUAAUAAGGCAUUGAAAUUAUACACUGUCGGGAUGAAAGAGGUUUGUGAUCUACCAGUUGGGCAGUUCCUUCACGAGACCGAAUUAAGAAGUAAACAUGAACAUUAUAAAGCAAAGGCAAGGGAGGCACUGAAAGACACACCAAGAAUGCAUGUGGUGGAGCAUGAAUUUGAAUGCAAAGCACAACUUGACUCUCAAAUCGAAGAAGCAUUUAACUACUUUAAAAGUCUGAUAGCACAGCAAAACUCAAACGCAAUUCUUAAACAAAUGGCAGAUGCAGCUAUUGCAGCCAAGAGAAAAGCCCAAGCCGCUUUAGCUGCAACGGGUACAGCAGCUCUUACUGCAGGGGCAGCUGUGGUUGCAUUUCUUAUUAAGAGAUAGAUAACAAAAAAAGGAAGUCUGCAGAUGUCAGGUCUUCCUUAAAUUUUGUCAGUUUAUUUGCAGUUUAAAGGUAGAGGUUAUAAUCAUAAGUUUUAACAUUAUAAGAAAAAACUGAAAAAAAAGAGCAUCAAUCUUAAGGAGAAAAAUAAAACUUAAAGGAAAUAAAAUUUUCAGAGAACCCAAGGUACUUAAACAAGGAGUUAAGAUGACCUGCACCACUGGUUGAUCAUAAAAGUGUUGUCUGUCACUCAGUGCGUAUAAAUUUUCAAAUUUUGGCUUCUAUCCCAGAAUCACUGGACCGAUUUUCCUCCAUCAUAACCAAAGCAGGCGGGCAUAUAUUUUUUCAAAUUGGUCAUUUUUACAAGAAAAGUUUUUCCGUUUUCUUUUCCGCAAUGGGCUUACUGAAAUUAUUUAGGUCAAUAUCUGAGCAAUUUCGUUGUUGAAUGGUCCUUUUGGAUUAUGGUCGCUUUCGGUAAAACAGGUAGAGACAGG
Molecule: messenger RNA, 2006 nt
Organism: Saccostrea cuccullata (small rock oyster)
Lineage: Eukaryota; Metazoa; Mollusca; Bivalvia; Ostreida; Ostreidae
Product: atlastin-1-like
Exons: 12
Coding region: 111-1514 (467 amino acids)
Biological process (GO): protein homooligomerization; endoplasmic reticulum organization
Molecular function (GO): GTPase activity; GTP binding
Source: RefSeq, a predicted model, not a curated record